Molecule: messenger RNA, 504 nt
Organism: Homarus americanus (American lobster)
Lineage: Eukaryota; Metazoa; Arthropoda; Malacostraca; Decapoda; Nephropidae
Product: pupal cuticle protein Edg-84A-like
Exons: 4
Coding region: 76-426 (116 amino acids)
Cellular component (GO): extracellular matrix
Source: RefSeq, a predicted model, not a curated record
CAGGUAUAUAAGGCACAGUAGCCAGCAUCAGUGUACCAGUCUUCCUCACCACCUCUACGCCUUCAAGUCACCAACAUGUUCCACAAGGUCGUCGUAACGCUGCUGGUGGUGAGCGCGGCGGUGAUAUAUGCUGACGUGUACGAGCCAGUCUAUAAGCCGGAGCCGCUGCCCUACUACUUCAACUACAACGUGUACGACGACUACAAGGGCGCCAACUACGGCCAGCAGGAGAAGUCCGACGGUAAAGCUGUGUACGGCUCCUACACCGUUGACCUCCCCGACGGUCGCAAACAAAGGGUGGACUACACAGCUGACCACUACAAGGGCUACGUGGCCAAGGUCAGCUACUACGGCAAGGCUCAGCACCCUAAAUACUACGGCCCAGCUGUCACCUUCUUCAACCAAUACGGCAACGGCUACCACUGAGGACGAGACCAACCUAUCCAGAUGACCUGAUAUAUUUUUGUAUGGUAAAUGUGGAACGAAUAAACGAUUUUUCAUAAA